CAAAAUUCAGAAAUCACAUUUCAGUACACUGCUCCAAGAUGAAGGUACUCAUUCUUCUUUCCGUUGUUGCCUUGAGCAGCUGCUUACCAGCAUCCAGAAAUCAACAAUACGUUGAUGUAGACUACAACAGCUACAACGCUCAUCCCGUCUACAACUUCUGGAGGACUUGGAAUCAGCAACACUAUGGACAAGAACCAUGGAACCAAUGGGUACAAUAUGGUGUCCAGAACCAACCCGGUAACUACUGGAGGCAGUACGUGCAACGCAGCAACCAAGCUGAAAAUGUCGAUUUACCUUGGAUGUAUCACUCUUGGGAUGUCCAGGAUGUGCAAAACUUAACUCCCGUUCAACGUGUUCAGUUGCUACUCAACUACGUCAGACUUCACCAACAAUGGAACCAAUGGACUCAUGAUGUAACUGCCAAUGAACGUCUUCAGAAUAUGUUGUAUCAACACCUUCCUGAACACUUAUGGAGCUCCAACGAGCAAAUUGUACCAUACAUGAUGAACUACUUCAACCAAUACCCAAUGAAAUACAACGACAUUAUGCAUGAAGUUAUGCAAACCCCAUGGGCUCACCAACAACUUAUGUUCCACGUUAUGUCUGAAUUAUACCAGCACUUCGGUCAAGCCCCAUGGUCCCACGAACAAAUAAUGAACCAGAUCAUGCAACACCAAUACCUCUACGGUACAACCUUAUCCCAACAACAACUCCAACAAUUGGUAGAAUUCGUACUCCACAUUCAAUACGAACUUACUCCUUUACAUUACCAACAACUUGAACAAGUUCAACCCUGGAACCGUGAACAAGUACUUUCAUGGAACCAAGGACAAGUACUCCCAUGGGCCUACAGACAACUUCUUCCAUUGAACUAUGAAACCGUUUUACCAUGGACCCGCCAGUAUUCCGCACAAAACAACAUGAACCUAGAGUCCCAAUACAACUACAAUCUCCACCAACAACAAAUGCCAUUGUCCCAAUACUGGAACCAGAGAUACGGACAACAAUACCCACAACAUUAUGAAGCCAUGGAACAACCCGGAUGGUGGAACCAAGAAUGGACCCAAAACUUGGUUGGACAAGAGAAUCAUUAUCCUCUCUUGGGGCAAAAUAUGCCCUUAGUAUAUUAAAAAGUAUUCUGUUCUAAGCAUAUGAUUUAAAAUAAAAAAAGGCAUAUAUA
Messenger RNA from Diabrotica virgifera virgifera (western corn rootworm), 1180 nucleotides. RefSeq names its product bifunctional endo-1,4-beta-xylanase XylA. NCBI's taxonomy places the organism in Eukaryota, Metazoa, Arthropoda, Insecta, Coleoptera, Chrysomelidae. Bases 39 to 1130 code for a protein of 363 amino acids. The record is from RefSeq and is a predicted model, not a curated record. The transcript has 2 exons.